This is a messenger RNA of Knipowitschia caucasica, 396 nucleotides long. The record is from the annotation of a GenBank genome assembly. NCBI's taxonomy places the organism in Eukaryota, Metazoa, Chordata, Actinopteri, Gobiiformes, Gobiidae.
AUGCAAGGAAAAUUUACGCUGUUCCAGAAGAACAACUACAAAGGCUCAGGGGGAAUAAGCGAAAGAGAGAAAGUCGAAAUGGUGACAGUAGUGCCCUUCCAGAGGUGUUGGACCAAAUUGAGGAGAGGAAACAAGUACACAACUGUCAGCCUCAGCGAAGACCAGGCUGCUGCUGUAAAAGCAGCCUUUUCUUGUGUCAUUUGUAGAGACCCCAUGAAGGAUCCAAUGUUUGCAAGCUGUUGUACCACCGUACUUGGAUGCAGAGCCUGUUUGGAUCAGUGGCAGGAUGGUCAUGCACACUGUCCCAAGUGUCGGACCGAUGAUUUUUCUUUCCACAUCCAGUCUGUUGUGGGGCUGGACGAUGCCCUCACAGCACUUCACAAUAUUAUUUCCUGA